UUAUUUCCACAAGUAGGAGCUAUAGUCUCACAAAUGAUAUAAAUAGAGUCUCUCUGUCGCUCAUUUUAUAAACAAAGAGCUCUCAACUAUCCAAAUGGGUGGUAAUUCUCAUUCCCCUUGUGCCUCAUGCAAGCUCCUUAGACGCCGUUGUGCUAAGGAUUGUAUCUUUGCUCCUUAUUUCCCUUCCCAUGAUCCUCAAAAGUUUGCAAUAGUUCACAAGGUUUUUGGUGCCAGCAACGUCAGCAAAAUAAUCCAGGAACUUCCUGUUCAACAAAGAACAGAUGCAGUAAGCAGUUUAGUGUAUGAAGCUUAUGCAAGAGUGAAGGAUCCUGUUUAUGGUUGUGUUGGAGCCAUAUCCUACCUUCAAAACCAAGUUUCUGAGCUUCAAAUGCAGCUUGCAGUAGCACAAGCAGAAAUACUCUAUAUCCAGAUGCAACAUCAUGAUGAUGAUGAGCCUGUAACGCAAAUUCCAGAAAUGGGAAUGGUCCUUGAUCAUAACUUUCCUUCUUCAAGCAAUGUAAUUCAUCAUGAUUCUCUCUCAAGAGAGAGUGUUUUUGGUUAUGACGUGGUUUCUUGAAUGAAAAUUGUUCACAUGCUUUUUGAUUUUUUUAA
Molecule: messenger RNA, 612 nt
Organism: Lathyrus oleraceus (garden pea)
Lineage: Eukaryota; Viridiplantae; Streptophyta; Magnoliopsida; Fabales; Fabaceae
Product: LOB domain-containing protein 12
Exons: 2
Coding region: 95-577 (160 amino acids)
Source: RefSeq, a predicted model, not a curated record